AUUUUAACUUUGAGUAACGAAUUGUUUCCCAUCUCCCUUCAACUAGAGCGUCGCAGAGAUGCAAAUGGCCGUGUGUACUAUGUGAACCAUCGGACAAAGACGACGCAAUGGGAGGAUCCGCGCCAAACCACAGCACCUCUGCCGCCGGGUUGGGAGAUGCGAUAUACUCCUGAGGGAUUCGUUUUCUAUGUUGACCACAAUACUAGAACCACUACCUUCAAGGAUCCUCGUCAGCCUGGAUCGGUGUAUGUUGUCCUGAAACUUCACCUGUUUGACUUCCUAAGACUAAAUGGAUUAUUUCUGGAUAAUGAGUCAAGUAUGUGGAAGUGGGAUUAG
Hydatigera taeniaeformis is the source of this 336-nucleotide messenger RNA. The record is from the annotation of a GenBank genome assembly. Lineage: Eukaryota; Metazoa; Platyhelminthes; Cestoda; Cyclophyllidea; Taeniidae.